AUGCUUCGUGAAACUAUCUUGAUUUUCCUAUUCCUGUUGUACUUCGGUUAUGCAGAUCCUGCUCCGAAAUGCGCCCGGGGCAGUUCUUUUGUCGAUUUCGAAUCCGACUUUGUUAUGGUUCAGCAUCAGCUCAGAGGCCACAUCAAGAUCAUUGAUGAUUGUUCUUUUAGGGUUUCACAAUUUGAUAUGCUCUCCGGCGUCGAUGUGCGUCUGUGGAGUGCACUCGCUCCUGAUUUCGAUAACCUCACCACCGGAUUCGUCGUUUCAGAUUACAAGCUUAAUCAGACGUACGCGAAUUUCACCUUUGUUGUUCAAUUGAUGGAGAAUAUCACGUGGGAUAUGAUUCCUGUUCUUGCUGUUUGGGAUGUUCCGACUGCAUCCGAUUUUGGUCAUGUUCUGAUUCAGAAUCUCACCUCUACGGAGACGCCCGGGAGCGACGGAGAAAAGAAAGAGAAUGUUAGUGUUCAUACAGAGCCGACUAUGUUUGAUAAUUGUAAGGUUAUGUCGAAGGAGUUCAGGGUUCGUUGGAGUUUGAAACCGGAAGAGGAUAUGGUUGAGAUUGGGUUGGAGGGUGCUACCGGUGUUAUGAAUUACAUGGCUUUUGGUUGGGCUAACCCUAAUGCCACUGAUGCAGAGCUCAUGGUUGGGGCUGAUGUGGCAGUUACUGGGUUUAAGGAAGAUGGUUUGCCAUUUGUGGAUGAUUUCUUCAUCACCAAGUAUAGUGAGUGUUUGAAAAACAGUGAAGAUGGAAGUGUUGAAGGGGUUUGUCCUGAUUCAAUCUAUGAAGGGCCUAAUAGAGUUGGCUUGGUGAAUGAUACAAGGUUGAUUUAUGGUCAUAGGAGUGAUGGGGUUUCCUUGGUUAGAUACAAGAGACCUUUGAGUCCGGUUGAUGCCAAAUAUGAUCUCCGUGUUGAUCGAUUUGCUAACAUGACUGUUAUUUGGGCUUUGGGAAAGAUUAGAGCUCCUGAUACUGUUUUGCCGUAUUAUCUUCCGCAGAAUCAUGGGGGUCUUCCGUUUGAAUCUUUUGGCCAUUUGGUUCUCAAUGUUUCUCAGCAUGUCAAUGAUUGUGAAGGUCCCUUGGAUGCUGCUGAUAAAGAGGAUCAAGAUAUCAUCAUUGCUGAUGCGAAAGUUCCUUUGGUUGUUUCAACUGGCCCGGCAGUGCAUUACCCUGACCCUCCAAAUCCACCCAAGGUUAUUUACAUCAACAAGAAGGAAGCUCCUGUGUUGAGAGUUGAAAGAGGGGUGCCGGUCACGUUUUCCAUACAGUCCGGGCAUGAUGUUGCGCUUUAUGUUACUUCGGACCCCAUUGGGGGGAAUGCCACUCUGAGGAAUCUGACCGAGACUAUUUAUGCUGGAGGUCCUGAUGCUCAUGGAGUUCAGGCCAGUCCCACGGAGCUAAUCUGGGCUCCUGACAGGAACACUCCCGAUCAGGUCUACUAUCAUUCAGUGUAUGAGAAGAAAAUGGGUUGGAGAGUAGAGGUUGUGGAUGGGGGUCUAUCUGACAUGUAUAACAACAGUGUUGUUCUUGAUGAUCAACAGGUUACCUUCUUUUGGACACUGUCAAAGGAUUCAAUAUCUAUUGCAGCUCGCGGUGAGAAAAAGAGUGGUUAUCUUGCUAUAGGAUUUGGCAGUGGAAUGGUAAACAGUUACACUUAUGUGGGAUGGGUUGAUGACAAUGGUGUUGGUCGUGUUAACACUUAUUGGAUUGAUGGACAGGAUGCCUCAGGUAUACAUCUUACAAAUGAGAAUUUGACACAUGUGAGAUGCAAAACAGAAAACGGCCUUAUUACUUUGGAAUUUACGCGUCCCUUGGUUCCAUCUUGUAGUAGGGGCAAGAGACCAGAAUGUAACGACAUCAUUGAUCCCACAACCCCACUUAAAGUCAUAUGGGCAAUGGGUAGUAGAUGGAGUAAUGGACAUCUUAGUGAGAGGAAUAUGCAUACGCUUACUAGUACCAGGCCUAUAUUAGUUCAACUGAUGCGUGGUUCUGCAGAAGCAGAGCAGGAUUUACUUCCAGUUUUGGCUGUGCACGGUUUCAUGAUGUUUCUUGCAUGGGGCAUCUUGCUUCCAGGAGGUAUAUUGGCGGCCAGGUACUUGAAACAUUUGAAGGGCGGUGGUUGGUACAAAAUUCAUGUUUACAUGCAAUACUCAGGGUUAUCAAUAGUUUUUCUUGCACUUCUUUUUGCGGUUGCUGAGCUUCGCGGUUUUCAUGUUAGCUCAACACAUGUUAAAUUUGGAAUUGCUGCAAUAUUUUUGGCUUGCAUACAACCAGUUAAUGCAUUCCUUAGGCCCCCAAGACAGUCAAAUGGGGAGCAGGCAUCAUAUAAAAGGAUUAUCUGGGAAUACUUGCAUAUAAUUGUUGGCAGAUCUGCAAUUGUCGUUGGUAUUGCAGCACUUUUUACUGGCAUGAAGCAUUUGGGAGACAGAUAUGCUUUGGAAAACGUCCAUGGACUCAGUUGGGCAAUGAUAAUUUGGUUCUUAGUAGGUGCAUUGAGUAUUGCUUAUUUUGAAUACCGCGAGAAGCAGAGAGUCAGAGAUCAGAUAUUUGGAAGAGGCAAUUGGGUGCUCGGUAAUGAGGAAGAUGAUUCCAUGGAUCUCUUGAGUCCACAAAAUAUACAUGCAACAAAUAAAGAGUCACAAGCCACCGCAAGAUUGGAAAUCCAGUUAGAACCUUUAAACAGGUAG
Vicia faba (fava bean) is the source of this 2685-nucleotide messenger RNA. The record is from the annotation of a GenBank genome assembly. Lineage: Eukaryota; Viridiplantae; Streptophyta; Magnoliopsida; Fabales; Fabaceae.